AUGCUUUCCAUCGAGGCAUAUCCGAAUAAAAAUUAUUCGGAUGAGUGGAAGGGAAGAGGAGAGGGGAGAGAGGGGGUGAGAGAGGGGAGGAGGGGAGGAGGGGAGGAGAGUGAGAGAGGGAGGAGAGUGAGAGAGGGAGGGAGUGAGAGAGGGAGGAGAGUGAGAGAGGGAGGAGAGUGA
Messenger RNA from Sclerotinia sclerotiorum 1980 UF-70, 180 nucleotides. RefSeq lists its product with no specific name. NCBI's taxonomy places the organism in Eukaryota, Fungi, Ascomycota, Leotiomycetes, Helotiales, Sclerotiniaceae. The transcript has 3 exons. The record is from RefSeq and is a predicted model, not a curated record. The coding region runs from base 1 to 180 and encodes 59 amino acids.